AUGGCGUUCUCAGAUGCUCCUUCUCCUCUUUCUUCUCCUGCUCCGCCUUCAGCCAACACCGCCGAUGUCGCUAUGAUUGUCAAACGCCGCCACCUGUUGUGUAUACGUCGUGAGGAAAUCGGAAGACCGACGGCUUUAAGGAGCUGUGGUGGUUCGGGGUUGGACCGCUACCUCCCUUCUCUAUGUCUUGAUGCCGAUGCGCCAUUCCAAGAUGACAAAGCCACUCUUGCUGUCGUUGACGCCGAUCCAAGCUCCGUUGCUGUCGGCUGUUGCGCCACUGCCGCUGCCACUCACCUCAGUGAAGUGGUGUUUGGGUGUUAUUUAGCCGGAAUUCUUGAAGAACAGUCACCACCACCGUAA
Lactuca virosa is the source of this 360-nucleotide messenger RNA. The record is from the annotation of a GenBank genome assembly. NCBI's taxonomy places the organism in Eukaryota, Viridiplantae, Streptophyta, Magnoliopsida, Asterales, Asteraceae.